AUGGAGGCUGAAGGCAUCAGGCCACCCAUCAUGAACGGGCCCAUGCAUCCCCGCCCCCUGGUGGCGCUCCUGGACGGGCGAGACUGCACGGUGGAGAUGCCCAUCCUGAAAGACGUAGCUACUGUAGCCUUCUGUGACGCUCAGUCCACACAGGAGAUCCACGAGAAGGUCUUGAACGAGGCUGUGGGGGCCCUGAUGUACCACACAAUCACCCUGAUGAGAGAAGACCUGGAGAAGUUUAAAGCUCUCCGCAUCAUCGUCCGCAUAGGCAGCGGUUAUGACAACAUAGACAUUAAAUCUGCUGGAGAACUCGGCAUAGCUGUUUGUAAUAUGCCGGCGGCCUCGGUGGAGGAGACGGCCGACUCCACACUCUGCCACAUCCUCACCCUGUACCGACGCACCACCUGGCUACACCAGGCUCUGCGCGAGGGCACCAGGGUUCAGAGCGUGGAGCAGAUCCGGGAGGUGGCGUCGGGGGCGGCGCGGAUCAGAGGGGAGACCCUGGGACUCAUCGGGCUCGGGCGGGUGGGGCAGGCUGUAGCCCUGCGGGCCAAGGCCUUUGGCUUCAAUGUGAUUUUCUAUGACCCCUAUUUGGCUGAUGGGGUAGAAAGAUCCCUGGGACUACAAAGAGUCACCACACUGCAGGAUCUGCUCUUCCACUCCGACUGCGUCUCCCUGCACUGCAGCCUCAACGAACACAACCACCACCUGAUCAACGACUUCACCAUCAAACAGAUGCGUCAGGGGGCGUUCCUGGUGAACACGGCCAGGGGGGGUCUGGUGGACGAGAAGGCCCUGGCUCAGGCCCUGAAGGAGGGGAGGAUACGUGGCGCUGCUCUGGAUGUCCACGAGACAGAGCCUUUUAGUCAAGGCCCGCUGAAGGAUGCCCCAAAUCUGAUCUGCACACCACAUGCCGCCUGGUACAGCGAGCAGGCUUCCCUGGAGAUGAGAGAGGAGGCAGCCAGGGAGAUCCGAAGGGCUGUGACAGGCCGCAUCCCGGACAGUUUGAAGAACUGCGUAAACAAAGAGUUCCUCACCCAGAACAACCACUGGACUGGAGUUGACCCGGCUGCCGUCCACCCUGAACUCAACGGCGCGUACAGGUAUCCCCCCGGAGUGGUGAACCUGCCCGCCGGGGGCCUCCCUCCGCCGGUGGAGGGUAUCGUGCCUAGCGCCGUCCCCAUGGCGCACGCCCUCCCGCCCGCCGUCACGCACCCCCCCCACGCGCCGUCCCCCGGACAGAACACAGUCAAGCCUCCAGAGGGCGACAGAGAGCAGCAUCCGAACGAGCAGCUGUAGCCCCCCCCCCUCCCCCGCACGGUUCCACUCCCACACCUGUCGACUGGGCAGAGGGUGUCACAUUGAUAGGCUUCCAAACGGAAAGCUGUUAUCAGACAGGUUCGGAUUGGAUUCUCGACUCUUUGGCAAUUACUUCCCCAACAGCCAGGUCAUCCCACUCCAAAGAGUAAGAGGAGGAGGAUAAUGAUGAAGACAGGUGGAUAACUGUUAUCAAAGAGCAAAAACAGUACGCCGCAACCCCAACCAGAGGUUAAUCUGCUGAUUACAGGUUGAUCUUCACAUUCUCUGCCAGAGUAAAAAAAAAGAAACAAAAAAAGAAAAGUAAAAAAA
Messenger RNA from Menidia menidia (Atlantic silverside), 1629 nucleotides. The record is from the annotation of a GenBank genome assembly. NCBI's taxonomy places the organism in Eukaryota, Metazoa, Chordata, Actinopteri, Atheriniformes, Atherinopsidae.